CGGCCUGACAACUGUGUGUGCGUCGCAAUUUAGUGCUCAGUGUAUUGUGAAGUGUAUGUGCAUGUGUUUGUGUAUUUGUGUGUGUGUGUGUGUGGGCAUUGCACACACCACCUGCAAGUUAGAUGAGUGUGCAUAUUGGGAUAGGAUUUCGAUGCCAACUUCGAUUCCUGUAAACAAAAGGCAGAUCAACAACAAUAACAAAUACAAAGCGCACACAGAGCGGAAACGCGCCGUUGAAUCAUCAAACGGAACUUGCCUUUUGUUGUUGUACAUAGCAUAACACAAUACGCGAAAGAAAAAGUAUAGUGGUGAAACAACAACAACAAUAAAAAAAAAACGCUGCGCCAACAUAAAUAUAACAAUAGCAACAUGAGCUAGUUAACUAACUAAACAAAAACUUGUAGCCAUGGAGGAGAAGCGCAUAGCGGACUACUUUGUGGUCGCUGGCAUGCCGGAGCAGCCUCAGCUGCUGCAAGAGAACAUAUUCAAUGAUUCGGGACGUCUGAGAGCGGCGACCACCAUCGAACCUAUAACCGAUAUUGGAGUGUUCUUUCCACUGCUGGGCGAGCAAAUACCCGAAGGCUAUCAGCUGCUCGAAUAUACGCCCACGGGACUGCCUGCGAAUCUAAAUCAUGGAUCAGUGCGCACCACCGAGUGUUAUAUAUUCUAUAGACGUGGCAAGGAUCGACCGCCGCUGGUGGAUAUAGGUGUGCUCUAUGAUGGACACGAGCGUAUCAUGUCGGAUGCGGAAAUUGUCGCGGAGACGCCGGCGGGACGUGUAGCGAAUGUUAACAAUUCAUCGGCGAAAACAUUUCUCACAUAUCGACGCGCACGUCCCGAUAUGCCGUGCAAUGAGCUUGUCGUGACCGAACUGUGCGUCAUAGUCCAAAGCAAGGGCGAGCGACCACCACAUGCAUUCUGCUUGAUCUACAAGACGCUGAACAAAGGCUAUGUGGGCAGCGAUGUUUAUUUGUGCUACAAAAAGUCCAUGUACCGUCCCAAGCAUAUAAGCUAUAAGCCGGAGAUAUUGCUGCGCUAUCCGACGAUGGAUCACAAUGAUUUUCCGCUUAAGUUAUGUCCAAGUGUGCCGCUCUUUUGUCUGCCCAUGGGCGCGAGCCUGGAGGCCUGGCCGCAUGUCAAUGGCAAUGAGAAACGCAAACCGAUUAGUCCAGUGUUUAGUACAUUUGUUUUAACUGUUAGCGAUGGCACGUAUAAAGUUUAUGGCUCUGCUUUAACCUUUUACGAGGAUUACGACGAAGCUCUCUUAUCCGAUGAACAGCGCGAGCUGCUUGGCUGGAAUGAUGAGUUUGCUGCUCAGCAUUCGCUGCAUAUGAUCAAGGCCAUCUGCUUGCUAUCGCAUCAUCCCUUUGGCGACACCUUCGACAAGUGGCUCAAGUAUUUGCACCGCAUGGUCUUGUAUGGCGUUAAUAUGCCCAUACCCGUGGAGCGCUACAUUACCCAGCUGCUGGAUGAGGUGCCCUUUCCUGCGCCCAGCAUUCACCUGCAGUUGUCCAACAGCGAGUCCAAUGAUCGCAUCCUGUUAACCCAGCCCGAGGAUUCGCCGUUGCCACGCAGUGGCGCUGGCUUUCAUAUGCUGCUCCAGAAUCUGGGCACGGACAAUUGCCUGCAUGUCCUGCUGCUGGCGCUCACCGAACAGAAGAUACUCAUACACUCACUUAGACCCGCUACGCUAACAGCUGUGGCUGAGGCAAUUGUGUCGCUGCUGUUUCCUUUCAAGUGGCAGUGCCCCUAUAUACCGUUAUGUCCGCUAGGACUCGCCGAAGUGCUGCAUGCGCCUUUGCCUUAUUUAAUAGGCGUAGACUCGCGCUUCUUCGAUCUGUAUGAGCCGCCAACAGAUGUGACCUGCAUCGAUUUGGAUACGAACAACAUAAGCCUGUGCGACUCGCAGCGUCACUUGACGCCAAAGCUGCUGCCAAAGCGUGCGGCGCGCUUGUUGCGUCAAACGCUCACCGAGCUGGAGAACGCCAAACCGCUGAGCUAUGAGUCCACCAAUAGUUUGGAUCGCGAUAUACGCAAGCGCAAGCGUGAGCUGCUGCUGGAGCAGCGCAUACAGGAAGCGUUUUUGCUAUUUAUGGCGUCGAUAUUGCGUGGCUAUCGUGACUAUUUGGUGCCCAUAUCCAAGGCGCCAUCGGUGGGAGCAACAGAUCCAAGCGCGCUGUUUCAACUUAAAGCGUUUCUGCGCAGCAGAGAUAAAUCGCAUCACAAAUUCUUUGAGCUAAUGAUGAAAACUCAAAUGUUUAUACGUUUUAUUGAGGAGCGCAGCUUUGUAAGCGACGGCGAUCAUGGGUUAAGUUUCUUUGAUGAGGUUGCUGAGAAAGUAAGCGGCUAUGAUGAGACGCCCACGCAGCUGCAUUUGGUGGAUUGGGAUACGGGUCAGAGCAGCGAACGCACCAAAUAUAUAUUUCCACCAGAUGCACCAAGUGCUGCUGCUGGGCAAGCUGCAGCUGAGCUUAGCUAUAAUUAUGGCAACUUUACGCUGCAGCCGGAGCUGCUGCUAAGCAAUCGACGCAGCGCGCAAUCGCAAACGCUGCUGCAGCUGCAGCUAAGCGCUUCACUAUCCCCAGGUUCACCCAUUGCGCGACGCACCAAGCACGAGGUGAAGCUAUCACAAAAGCUUGCGAGUCGCUGUCAGCAGCAUCCGGAGGCAUGGAGCAAAUAUUUGCUGGCCACCUGCUAUUCGCUUUACUUUCUUAUACUGCCCUCCAUGGUGCUGGACACGCGUCAUGGCGGCAAGGAGGCGGACAUUUUACGCGCCGCCUAUGACGUGCUGGUGCGCGCCGCCAAGCUGAAGAUUACCUGCGAUGAGUUUUGCUAUCGCAUCAUGAUGCAGCUCUGCGGCAUUCACAAUCUGCCAGUGCUCGCAGUGCGUCUGCACUAUCUAAUGAAGCGUUCGGGCGUGCAGCCCAAUGCCUUGACCUACGGCUUCUACAAUCGCUGCGUGCUGGAGUCGCAGUGGCCCAGCGACAGCACCACGUUGAGUCAGCUACGCUGGAAUCGCAUUAAGAAUGUUGUGCUGGGUGCGGCGCAUUUUAGACGCGCGGGCAAGCGUCGUGCUGCCGCCAAGCUAAGCAAAUCUUUGGGCGCAUCGCAUGAGCAAAAUCUAAGCACACUGGAAACUGUGGAUGGUCAGUCCCGCAGCAGUUUGGCCAGCUCGGGUGACUGCGCUGUUGUUACUAGUGGCGGCGGCGGCGUUGGCGCGCUGCUUGACUUUGCUGCACUCGAUCGGCUGCGCAAUAAACUUGGCAGCAUUGUGCGUCAAACUGUUGCGGGUGGUGCUGCCGAUGCGCUGCCCACGGGUGAUGUGGUCAACAGCGCGGGGCUGCUCAUCAGCAGCGAAGCCAGCACGCCGCAUUCACCCAACAAAACGCGCAAACAUAUUAUGAGCAUAGGCGAUGGCGAGGAGGAGGAGGAGGAGGAUGAAGUGGUGGAGCAGCAGCAGCAGCCAAACGACGCCACUGAGCUCAUUGAUGAUGAUGAUGAACUGCAGGUUGAGCUCGAUGCGGAUGCGGAGCAGGAUGAGCUCGAUGAGCAUGCCCAGCGGGCCAGGCAACGUGUGCAGAGCCCAACCAAAAUCUCUCCGCGCACGCCCGUAACCCAAAACGAUCCGUUGGGUGCACUCAACGAAGAGGAAGCCACGCCCAAAUCGCAAGUGCCGCCCACAGAGACAACAACAACGACAACAAUAACAAAUGCACUACAGAGCAAUAUAUAUAGCGAUAAGCCGAUAUUAUUCCGUGGACAGCGUAGCGCAACGUUCGAUGAAUCGACGCAGAUUGGGAAGAGCAUGCAUCGGUCGGAGACAAUGCCGGUGGCCAGUAGUGGGGUGACUCAUAGUCUGGCCAACAUUGGUUCCUCGCUAAAGUUUACUUUCGGACGUUAUUCACCCGCACGAAUGUCCUUUAAGAAAGACUUGAAAUUGCCCGCCAAUAUCAUAGAAAAUAUAUCAAGCAUAAGUCCCAGCCUGACGGGCAAGAAAUCCAACGAGCUUAUCCAAGGCAGUCUGAGCAGCAUUAAGUUUGCAGCCAAUUCGCUGACGCGGAAGUUUGAUGAAAUCAAGGGCGCCAUAUCGGCCAACUCAACGCCGGUAAAGACCAACAAUGGGCAUCCGCCGCAUCAGCCACAUAAUCAUCAACUCAAUCACAAUCACCAACUGAAUCACAAUCAGCACACCAACCAACACCAUCAUCACCAUCACCAUCAUCAUCAUCAUCACCACCACCACUCACAUCAUCAUUCUCAUCAGCAGGAUGCAGCAGCAUUGACUGGCAAUGGUAAUGGCAACGCUGUUGGCAACGCUGAGGAUGACAACGACAACGAGGGCAAACUGCGUCGCGUGCCAAGCGAUUUGGAUCCCUGGGGCAGGCUAAGCGAAUCACGCAAAUCCAGCUACAACAAUUUGGUGCCGCUUGGCGAGAAUAGCGCUGGCUCCGGUACGCAUCAGCUCUAUGCGUUUCCAGCUUUACCCGACAAUCUUUACAGUCCCACAGCAGAGUACGCUGUCGCUCCAGAUUGCGAUGUGCUCAUUGGGCUAACAACCUGUUCGCAAUGUCACAAUUGCUCCGUUUUGCUUUACGAUGAGGAAAUCAUGAGCGGUUGGUCCGCCGAGGACUCCAAUCUGAACACAACGUGCCAUGCGUGCAACAAGUUUACGGUGCCGUUUCUCACCGUGCAGCUCACACGACUCGCUGCCACCGAUGCGGACACCAACGAUGCGGACUCGCCACUGGAGUCACCCGAGGCAGCUGAUAAAUUGAGCCUUACAGUGCCGUAUUUGAAUCCCUUGGUGCUGCGCAAGGAACUGGAGAAUAUACUCACACAGGAAGGGGACAUGGCGCUUAUCAAGCCGAGCUUUGUACAGGAUCAUGCCAUCAUCUAUUGGAAUCUGUUGUGGCUCAUGGAGCGCAUCGAGACGAAAACACAUUUGCCAGAGCUUUGUCUGCCGGCGCCUAGCGAUGAGCAGCAACUGGAUCCAUUGAGCAAACUGAAGACGGUGCACAUUCAAUGCCUGUGGGAUAAUCUGAAUUUGCACGAGACGAGCGGUCCGCCCAUGUAUAUAUUAUAUAGGGAAACGCGUCCGACGAGUCCGCUGAUCAAGGCGCUGCUAACCGAACAGGCGCAGCUAAGCAAAAACGUCAUACAACAAAUAAUAUCCGCUAUACGUUGCAACGAUCUGGCAACGCCAUUGAAGCGCUUGGCCAACGAACGUCACAAGCUGAAGAACAAUGGAGUGGAGCGUUCGCAUUCCUUUUACCGUGACAUACUCUUCCUGGCCCUAACCGCCAUCGGGCGUGCCAAUGUCGAUUUAGCCACAUUCCAUCGCGAAUAUGCAGCCGUAUUCGAUAAGCUAACGGAACGAGAAUGCAAUAUGUAUUAUCGUAAUCAAGAUUUACCGCCAUCAGCCUCAACGAUCUUUUGUCGUGCCUACUUUAGGCCACUGCUGCUGCCCUGAGAGCAACAACAAAUUAGCUAAAAAGACACACACACACACACACACACAAACUUGACA
Molecule: messenger RNA, 5527 nt
Organism: Drosophila busckii
Lineage: Eukaryota; Metazoa; Arthropoda; Insecta; Diptera; Drosophilidae
Gene: Crag
Product: DENN domain-containing protein Crag
Exons: 14
Coding region: 407-5470 (1687 amino acids)
Biological process (GO): regulation of Rab protein signal transduction
Cellular component (GO): cytoplasmic vesicle
Molecular function (GO): protein binding
Source: RefSeq, a predicted model, not a curated record